Molecule: messenger RNA, 1515 nt
Organism: Aspergillus thermomutatus
Lineage: Eukaryota; Fungi; Ascomycota; Eurotiomycetes; Eurotiales; Aspergillaceae
Product: 3-oxoacid CoA-transferase
Exons: 4
Coding region: 1-1515 (504 amino acids)
Biological process (GO): ketone body catabolic process
Molecular function (GO): succinyl-CoA:3-oxo-acid CoA-transferase activity
Source: RefSeq, a predicted model, not a curated record
AUGUCGCGACCUCUUCCUGCGGUGUUCCGCCCCAUCCUGGGGCGGCGGAAUUUCUCUGUCUCCGCCAACAAGAGAGCCAUCGAUAAAGUAUGCGCGUCGGCUCAGGAAGCCAUCAAGGACAUGAAGGGUGCUUCUACUGUGCUGUGUGGUGGUUUUGGUUUCUCCGGUGUCGCCAAUACCCUGAUCAAUGCUGUGCGUGAUCGCCCCGAUAUCAAGGAUUUGACUGUGGUCUCCAACAAUGCUGGAAUGCCUGGUGCUGGUUUGGGCCAACUCCUCGAGUCCGGCCAGAUUACCAAAAUGAUUGCUUCGUUCAUCGGUGAAAACAAGGUCUUCGAAAAGAUGUACCUGAACGGCGACCUCGCUCUGGAACUCACCCCUCAAGGCACUAUUGCUGAAAAGUGUGCAGCUGGUGCAGCUGGUGUCCCUGCUUUCUACACUCCUGCGGCUUAUGGAACAAUCGUCCAAACUGGUGAACUCCCCGUACGUUACAACAAAGAUGGUACUGUCAAGGAAUACUCGAAACCCAAGGAAGUCCGGCAAUUCAACGGCAAGAACUACCUCCUGGAAGAAUCGAUUUUCGGCGACUACGCUUUGAUCCGUGUCCACAAGGCCGACAAGCUCGGUAACUGCCAGUUCCGCAAGGCCAUGAACAACUUCAACGAGGCCAUGGCUAAGAACGCCAAGUACACUAUCGUCGAGGCUGACCACAUUGUCGAGGUUGGCGAGCUGUCUCCCGAGGAAAUCCACCUGCAAGGCAUCUAUGUCAACAAGGUUAUCCAGAGCACGGAAAAGACCAUGAUCGAGAAGCUCACCUUCGCCAAGGAUCCUAGCGAGAUGCUCCAGGCUGGAUCCGGCGAGGCCACCGCUCGUCGCGAACGUAUCGUCAAGCGUGCCGCCAAGGAAUUGAAGGACGGCAUGUACGUCAACCUCGGUAUCGGUAUCCCCCUGAUCGCCCCCGCCUACCUCCCCGAGGGCGUCGAAGUCGUCCUCCAGGCCGAAAACGGUAUCCUGGGCCUGGGCCCCUACCCCAAGCCCGGCGAGGAGGAUCCCGAUCUGAUCAACCCGGGCAAGGAAACCGUCACCCUGAGCUCCGGCGCCUCCGUCUUCGGCUCCCACGAGAGUUUCGGUAUGAUCCGCGCUGGCCGCAUCGAUCUCACCAUGCUCGGCGCCCUGCAGGUCAGCCAGUACGGUGACCUGGCCAACUUCAUGCUCCCCGGUAAGGUCAAGGGUGUCGGUGGCGCCAUGGACCUCGUCGCCAACCCCGAGAAGACCAAGGUGGUUGUCACCAUGGAACACACCGAUAAGAAGGGCAACCCCAAGAUCCUGCCCGAGUGCACCUUCCCUCUCACCGGUCCCCGCUGUGUCUGGAAGAUCAUCACCGAUCUCGCCGUCUUCGAUGUCAGCCCCACCGAAGGUCUGACCCUGGCCGAGACCGCUGAGGGCGUGACCGUCGAGGAGAUCCGCAGCAAGACUGCCGCUCCUUUCAAGGUCGCUGAGAACCUGGGAACUUUUUAA